Molecule: messenger RNA, 2539 nt
Organism: Chrysoperla carnea
Lineage: Eukaryota; Metazoa; Arthropoda; Insecta; Neuroptera; Chrysopidae
Exons: 10
Coding region: 1-2511 (836 amino acids)
Biological process (GO): signal transduction
Source: RefSeq, a predicted model, not a curated record
AUGGUUAUUAAAGAGAUUACAAUACAAUCCUAUAAUUUUAUAAUAAAUGUGUUAUUAAAAAGUGAUCAUUCUACACAGUUCAAUAAAAAUUUAUUAUAUGAUAAUGUACGUAAAAAACGUUAUGCUAUUUAUAAGAAUCAUUUGGAAACAACUAAUAAUCAACAUCAUCAUCAUGCGGCUACGUUACAUCAUCAUUUAACAAAGGGUAUUUCAUCGAUUGUACAAGAUGCACCGGAUUUAGAAAUACCACGUGAGAGCGAUAAUGCAAAUAAUAAUGAUUGGUUUUGGUUGUCCGGUACAAGUCGAGUACCGAAAAAAGAUAUUGAAAACUUCUGUCAUGAAUCAAGAAAUUUCUGUUUGCCAUCAAUGAAAGGUGAUCAAGGCUUACCAGGUGAACGCGGUGAACGAGGGCCACGAGGUGAACGUGGUGAAACGGGAUUACCAGGACAAAUUGGUCCACCGGGGCCAACUGGACCUCGUGGUCCUACUGGAGAAGUAGGUUGGCCUGGUGCACCUGGAUUAGAUGGCCGUGACGGUGUACCCGGAGAACCAGGUUUAGAUGGUGUACCUGGUCGAAGUGGUAUUGAUGGAAUACCUGGUAAAAAUGGUUUGCCUGGAAAAGAUGGUUUACCUGGACGAGAUGGUAAAGAUGGGAAAGAUGGUUUGAAUGGAAAACCUGGACCACCUGGACCUAUAGGCCCAACCGGAGCAAGAGGAAUUGCUGGUCCACGGGGACGUCCUGGUAAACCUGGACAAAAUGGCACACCGGGGAUUCCAGGUAUAACAGCAUGGAGUGUCCGUGUCAACGAUACACAAAAGCUAUUAAUACCACCAUCAAUUGCAUCAGCUACUCCACCAUAUGUGCCAGCAAGCCCCUUAAUUGUACACGAAGGUGAAAAUCUACGUUUACGAUGUGGAGCUACUGGUGUACCAUAUCCUCAUAUUGAAUUUCGUCGUACUGAUGGAAAUGUUAUACCACUGGGAGCUUGGCAAACGUCGUCGGUGUUUGAUCAUACUCUAAAUUUAACAUCGAUUAAUCGUGCUCAUAUGGGAGAAUAUAUUUGUAUUGCGAACAAUGGAGUACCACCACCUGCAAAUCAUACAUUCCAAGUUGAAGUUCAUUUUCCACCGUUAAUUCGUAUACGACAACAAAUUAUUGGUAUAGCCAAUGGAUCAACGGCAACACUUGAAUGUGAAGUUGAAGCAUUUCCAGAUGCGGUACGUUAUUGGGAACGUUCGGAUGGACGUUUAAUAGAGAAUUCUGAUAAAUAUCGUAUUGAAAUAUCUGAUCAAAUUAGUUAUCGUUCAAAAAUGCAAUUAAAUAUCACACGCAUAAAUAUUAAUGAUUAUGGUUUAUAUCAUUGUAUUGCUAAAAAUGAGAUGGGUAUUACACGUGGUGUGAUUAAUGUUCAUGAUGAUGUACGAAUGGGCAAGCAUUCAACAAUAAACACCGAUCUCUCCAAAGUAGUCGAGUAUGGUGUCUCACCGCCAAAAUCAACAUCGUAUGACGAAAUAUGUCCACCACCCGAACCAUGCCCUGAAUGUAUCAAUGUAAAAGAUAUGAAAUGUCGUGAUUCCAUUAAUCUAUUUGAUUUAGUUGGCAAAUUAGAUAUACGACCAUUGGGCAACGUUUCCUUCCAAGAUUUACCAAAUCGUACACUUAAUUGUAUGCUUUAUGCUGUUGGAAAACCGGUAUAUCAUCGUUUCACUAAUUUAGAUUAUGGAUCAUGGCUACGUGAUCCAGCACCGAAAAAUGAACAACAGGGUGAACGACUGUGGGUAACAAAAGAAGGUGAUGCCUAUAAAUUAUACGAAUUUUUCAAUAAAACAGCAUUUCGUAAAGAUGUAUCAACACGUAUUUAUCACUUGGAACAUCCAUUUAUUGGAAAUGCUCACGUAAUAUACAAUGGAUCAUUUUAUUACAAUGCACGUGAUAAGCCACGUAUUAUCAAGUUUGAUCUUGAAACUGAACGGACACAUGCGCUGAAUGUACCAUUUAUUCAAACAAAUGAUACAGCGAAUUUUUUAUAUACAACGUUAUACAAUUAUAUGGAUUUUAGUGUGGAUGAUAAUGGAUUAUGGAUAAUUUAUGGAUUGCCUGGAUCAAAUAAUACAGCGGUACUUAAAAUUGAUUCGUUUGAAAUGCGUAUACAAUACGCAUGGAAUAUCAGCAUAAAUCAUCAUAAAGUUGGCGAAAUGUUUAUUGUUUGUGGUGUGUUAUAUGGAGUGGAUAGUGUGACGGAACGGAAUUCCAGGAUACGUUUAGCAUUAGAUUUGUACACAUCGAAAUUGUUGGAAGUGGAUUUAACAUUCACAAAUCCGUUUAGAAAGACUACAAUGUUGGGAUAUAAUCCACGGAAUAAGGAGCUAUAUUCAUGGGACAAAGGGAAUCAAUUAACAUAUCCAAUACGAUAUCAUGAAAUUGGUUAUAAUAUAUCAUCACACGAUGAUAAAACAUCACCAGAACCUGCUGCAGCACAAAUGCAUACUGGUUUUGAGAAAUAUCCUUAACAACUGCAACAUUUUUUAUUAAUAUCUA